Molecule: messenger RNA, 6020 nt
Organism: Corythoichthys intestinalis (scribbled pipefish)
Lineage: Eukaryota; Metazoa; Chordata; Actinopteri; Syngnathiformes; Syngnathidae
Gene: rpgrip1l
Product: RPGRIP1 like
Exons: 22
Coding region: 383-3853 (1156 amino acids)
Biological process (GO): non-motile cilium assembly; retinal rod cell development
Cellular component (GO): photoreceptor connecting cilium
Source: RefSeq, a predicted model, not a curated record
CAGAUUGCGACCGCGCGCGCACAGAAGACGACGAAGAAGAAGACGACACCGACGACGACGACGAAGAAGAAGAAGAAGAGAACGCCCGCGGGGGUCACUCAGGCCAUCGGUUGUUGACACCAAGCAAGUAGGAAUAGAACGUCGUCAAACAAAUAUUUCAACACUCCGCUCGUUGAAGAGGGAGGGAGGGAGGCUGGCUGGCUGGCCGGCUGGCCGGCUGGCCGGCUGGCCGUGGUCUGACAUUCGACUCGGUGAUUUUUGCUCUACUCGUAAAGUUAACGUGCAUUUUCAAUACAGGCGGCAGUUCAAUGCUGACCUUAUUAGAAGGAUUUCAUCAUUUGUAGAGGACCUUGUUGUUUUUGGUUUGUUUACAGCCGGAAAGAUGUCGUUCCUACUUGAAGAGACGGAAGCCGUCGUCAACCCCCUCCGAAGUGCCGCACACGAUGCUCGGGUACGCGCGGACGUCUCCCGGGUGUCCAGGAAAGAGCUGGAGGACAACUUCCUGCAGCUGCACGACGACUCUCUACUCCUCAAACAGCACAUACACCAGCAAGAAGACAAGAUCAGGAAGCUGGGCACCAAGCUCCUGAGGCUGGUAAAGGAUCGCCGCCGCAUGGAGCGGCUGGCCGAGGGCGGACUUCCGCCGGCGUCCUCGCGGCGGGACUCUGAGAAGGAAGACCUGUUGGGAGAGUUCCAGGAGAAGCUGCGAGCGCUGGAGGCCGACAACGAGCGACUGAGGCAGCGUCUCUUCGUGGCCGAGCGGCGGCGCCGGCUGGCCUCGGCCGCGCGCUCGCCUCGCCAGCGCGUCUCCAGGAAGCCGGACGACGCCUCCUCUCCUUCGCCCACGCCGCCCAGACGCGCCAGGAGUUUGCCCGGAGACGAGAGACCGCCGACCGCUCAGCCCGCCGCGUCGGCGUACGCGCUGCUGGAGGAAGCGCGAGAAAAGAACCGAAACCUGGAGAACGCGGUGGAAUCGCAGCGGCGCCGUAUCGCUCAGCUGGAGGAGGAGAAAAAUGUCACGCUGCAGCAGCAAAAUAAAUCAGAACUCAGGUCACAGAUCAACAACAACGUGACCAUGAUCAAACUGCAGAAACAGUUGGCCGAACGAUGCGACGCCAUGUCGGAGCUGGAGGAACGCUUCCUACAACUGCAAGAGAGUCAGCAGACGCAGAAGGCGUGUUACGACGCGGCGGCGGCCAAAAUGGCCGAGCUGACGUCGCAGUUGAAGGACGAGCGCGCCAAGGGCGUGGAGCUCCGGACGCAGCUGCAAACGGAGCAGCUGGUUCGUGCCGAGAUGCGGCAGCUGCGGGAGCGCGUGGAGGAGGCGGAGCAGGAGAGAGAUCUUUUGAAGGAGCACAACGACAAACUGCUCAGCGGCAUGUUGGACGGGCGCCCGAGCGCGGAGGAGCGACACCUGGAACGGCAGGUGGCGCGGCUGGAGGCGGCGCUGCAGGCCGACCUGCGGGACAAGGAGACGAUCCUGGAGCAGGUCCGGGCGGAAAGAGACGCCGGCGAGAAGCUGAGAGAAGAAAAGCGGCAGCUUGAAGUCCAGCUGGUCGAGGAGAGGCGCCGGACAGAGCGGCUCCGACGGCGUGGCGACAGCCCGGCGGACGACGGCCGGACCCUCGCCCGAGCUACGCCUGAGGUGAGGCGCCGCGCUAGCGUCACGGUGCCUCAAGAGUUUCCGCCUCCCGCGGAUAGCGUCACGCCGGCCGCCGUCGGAGACAUUUACACGGAAACCGUCCAGGAGCUGGAGAAGGUCCGACGGCUGCUGGCCGCCGAGAGUCGCGUCAGCGCAAAUCUCAAGGCGGAGCUGGAGAGCAUUCACGAGAAGAUGGAGCGUGACAAAAAGUGGCGGGCGCGGCAGCCGGAAGCGCGGCCGCAGAUGUUGGCCGGCGACGACGCCUGGGAGCACGCGGAGGGAAGCGCCGGUCGCGCCGCCGAAUGGGAGCGCGCGGCGGGGGGCAUCGAUGGCGCCGCUGCCCGGGAGCGAGCUCCUAAAGGCGCCGGUCAUCCCGCUACACGGGAGGACGCGCCCGAAAGCUGCGUCCGCACCACCGCCCGGGAGUACGCGCCUCUAGGCGCCGGUCAUCCCGCCGCCCGCGAGCGCACGGCAGAAGACGCCGGUCGCAGCCCGAGCCCGCCGGCGGACAAAGGAGAGAACCUGGUGGAAUUUCAGAUCGUGGGCGCCGCCUUGUCACCGGCCGCCCUGGAGGUCCUGGGCGACCCGUCGCCCUCCACCUUCUGCACUUACGCUUUCUACCUGUACGAGCUGCACGCCACCCCGGUGGCGACGGGCGCCUCGCCGCGCUACGGUUUCACGUCUCGGUACGCGGUGAGCGCCAACCGCCGCUUCCUGAACUACCUCCGGCACGGCCGUCUGCGCGUGGAACUGCAUCAGGCGCUGGGACUGCGCGGGAAGACGUUGGCCAGCGCCGCGUUGGAGCUCCGGGGCCUCCUCCGGGACGGCGCGGCGGCCGGCGCGCUGCCUCUGCUCGGAAGCGGCGGGCGAGACGCCAACUUCGGACGAUUGGAUUAUUGGAUCAAAUUGCGUCAUCCCAUCGAGGAGUCGGACGGCGCCGUCGACAGAAGCGUGGCGGUAGAGCAGGCGCUGCGGGUCGAGGUGCGCGGCUGCGAGGGCUUGCGCUCGGAGCGCGCGUGGCCACCCAGCCCGUACGUGGUCUACAAAUUGCUGGACUUCCCCGACCAACCCACGUCCACGGCGCGCGACACUCGCCGGCCGCGCUUCGGCCACGUCAGGACCUUCGCGCUGUCGCCUUCCGGCGCCCAGGAGCGCCGCCUGGCUUCCGAAGCGCUGACCUUUUACGUCUUCGACUACAAGGAGCCGCGGACGGAUGCGUACUUGGGCAAAGCCGCCGUUCCCCUGGCUCCGCUUUUGAGCCGGGGGGAGCUCGCCGGCACCUUCGACCUACGCGACUCGUCCGGACGCCACGCGGGCCGCAUCGACGUGGCGCUGGAGUUCUCUCGGAACGGCGACUUCCCUCCGGAGGCGGAGCCGAGCUCUCCGACGCCCGACGAGACGCUCGGGAGCAGAGAACGGCGGGUCACCUUCCGUGGUGCCCCGUCCCCAGAUAGGCGGGUCGCCAAGAAAGUCACCUUCCCGGACGCCCCGCCCCCUGACCCGCAGAAACCGGCGGAAGAAGGCGAGGAAGACGAAGAGUCUUCCAUAUCAGAAGGUCAGUUGGUCCUAACGCGCCGGACCUCCGACCCCGCCGAAGAAGCCCGCAGCCUUCCUCUCGGCGGGGACGCGGCGCGCGGACGCCACUCUCCGUCCGACGACGAGGGCGACGACGUCGUUCGGCGCCGGGCGACCCAGGACUCGCGCCGGUUCCGCGUGGAGGUGGCCAGUCUCAGUCUGGACGCCGAGUCUCGCUUGUGCGCGGACGCGGACGUGGUCCGCCUUUUCGUGGAGUUCGCCUUCCUAGACAUGCCUACCGAGGAAACGCCGGUGUCUCUGCCCAAACCUCCCCCGGGGAAGAGCGUCAGCUUCAACUUCAGCAAAGUCGUUCCCGUGGACUCGAAACGGCGACUUCUGAGGGAGGUCCUGGGAGGACUGAAGCCCGACAUGGAGAGGAUUCGUUUCACGGUGGUGAGCGAGCCGCCCGAAGAGCAAGAGCAAGAGCGGGACUGCGAGGACGUGGGGGUGGCCUACCUCAAGAUCGGGGACCUGUUGAGUCAAGCGGAUGACGUGGCCAGCCUCCACCUCCCAGUCGUGGACGUGAUAGACGGCGUCUCUCCGCUCGGCGUUCUGGCGGUGUCCUUCGAGGGGGUGCGGACGCUGCGCCUCAUCAGGGACGAGGCGGACGCGGAGGCGCGGUCGGCCGGAGCUUGAAGCCGCUUCUAGUCGCCGCCGUUCGAAGGCGGGUAAAGACGGGAAAGCGCCGGCCGGCCCCCGAACGGCACUCGGUCGCUUUUGCCCAGAGAGGAAAGCGUUCUUUGCACGAGCGGGUGCGAUGCGUGCGGCCGGCCGUUUGUGAGAUGUGCAUGAGGGGGAGGGGAGGGGAGGGGAGGGGAAGGGAGGAGAGUGGAGGGCGGGCGGGCCGUCACUCGGGACUGUCACCUCCAGCUGCCGAGUGUGGGAGGAAGGCCGCGUCGAAGAUUGAGCGGCGGUUGGCCGGCUGAGGAGGACUCGCGGAAGAAGGUAAAAGCAAAUUUUCUCCAAAGACUUUCACUCGAUAGCGUCCACGUACGUGGAGCCCAUUUCCAAACGCUUGAAAUGGAGACGCUUGUGCUGUAAAUGAAAGGUUUGAGCGACAUCAAGUGCUUUUACUCAGAGCGGUGUGUCGUCCAAGAAAAGCUUUCAAGACAAUUGAUCGAUACGGGAUCAUUGUCCACUUACGUGUUAUUCUUUCCUUUCCCUCCUCCUAAAACGAAGCUGUGUUGCCCUUUUCAUGUUGCUCUUAUGGACCAAAUGCUUCUUAGUUACUGUCCAGAAAUACUCCAAAUGGUUUAGCGUCUGCUUUAAAACAAUUCCUCACGACUUACUGCUUUCUGUAUUUGACCCCAACCUCAAAUGUUGUACUUUGACAGUGAUUUCCAUUGACAAACAUGUGUUUUGAGGCAUUCACGAUUGUGUUGAUCGUAAUGAAAGUCAUUUGAAAGGAGCACUCCUAUGGGCAUGGCCCGAUUCCUCUCUGUCUCUUUCUGUCCCACCGUUGAUUUGUUUUCUGGGUUAUAAUAUCAAAUGAUGAAGAAAAGACCGGAGGUUUUCAUUCGGGCUACUUUUUAUCCAACCGGGCGGGCCGGUUUACGCCGCGACGGGGCCAGAAAGCGUUUGCCAUCCGGGAACCCCGCCCACAAAUUUUUUUUCAGGAAGUCUUCCUCUGGCCAACGUGCAAAAAAAAAAAGCGAUUGAGAAUAAAGACGGAUCGUGUCAAAAGAUUCAGAGAUUAAUUUGUCAUUGACACCAGCUCUCACAAGAUGACAGACUGGGACUCGGGGAUCAAAGAGGUGUGGGGUCAGCCCGUUAGUGCUCAGACCAUACAAGAAAGCCCGCAAACCGUUUGCUGAAGACAUGUCAACAAAGCACGCGGAUUACUGGAACUAUGUCCUAUGGUCUGACGAGACUGGCGGGCGGGCGAGCGGGCGGGCUUUCUCGUGUACCGUCUUCAGAAGAGGCUUCCUCCUAGGGUGACAGCCAUGCACGCCAGUUUGAUGUAUGGUCUGAGCACUAACAGGCUGACCCCCCACCUCUUUAAUCUCUGCAGCAAUGCUGACGGCGCUCCUGUAACGAGUCACAUGACAAUUUAGAGGAAAAAAUUCAAUUCAAUUCAAUUUUAUUUGUAUAGCCCUCAAUCACAACAGAAGUCUCAAAGGGCUUUACAGAGGCAAUAUGAUACACAAUUAGAAAUGAAGCAACAAAGAUGAAUAGAUACAGUUCAAGUCCUGGGUAUCCCCUAUCCUUAAGACCCUCCAUGCCGGCAAGGAAAAACUCCAAAAACUCCAGAGUCAAUUGGGAGAAAAAUGAGAAACCUUGGGGAGUACCACAGUCAGGAGAGAUCCACUCCCAGGACGGAUAGACAGGAACCCCAGAACGGCUAAUGAGAAUUAGCAAGCGAAAUUAUAGUCCGUAAAAAUACAGUGGAGUAAAGGAGCAAGAAGAGGUCCCUCUGGUCAGAUGAGACGGGGGUAGCAGCGAGGACAUCAAUCCAGCCAGGGGUCCGGACAGUCAGGAGGCUGCAAAGACGAGCAGUACUCAAUUUGAACAUUUAGCGAUGUAUGUUUUUUCAAAGGGGUGUAUUCACUUUUGUUGCCAGGGGUUUAGAUAUUAAUGGCUAUAUUUUGAGGGGAAAAUAAAUCUAUUAUAUAAGCUGCACACAGACUACUUUUCAUUGUGUCAUUUUGUCAGUGUUGUCCCAUGAAAAGAUAUACUCAAAUAUCAGCAGAAAUGUGAGGGGUGUACUCACUUUUGUGAUACACUGUAUGAGUCUCCGUGAGCAUCAACAAAUUCAGUGGUUCCCUGAUCAAAUUCCGAUGAAUUAUUUAACAAAACUUAAAAU